AUGACCACCAAGGGCCCCAGUAUUGCACCAAGACAGCAGUCGGUAGCUCAGUCACCGAUAGCUCUUGCUGGCUCUCCUCCGUCCUCGGCAUCCGCUGGUUCUACUCCAAGAAGCGUGGCCAGCCCCAACAACCCUCACAACAACAACAACAACAACAACAACGUAGCAUCACCACCCAAUAAUGCUGCCACUAGGAAUUUGACCACCAAGAGUGUUACCCUGAUUAUGACAUCAAAAGAAUGGGUAUUACCGCCAAGACCUAAGCCAGGUAGAAAGCCUAGUGUGGAUACCCCAGCAUCAAAAAGGAAAGCACAAAAUAGAGCAGCUCAAAGGGCUUUUAGAGAACGAAGAGCCACUAGAGUUCAAGAGUUGGAAGAAAAAUUGAUGGAAGUUGAAAAGGAGAAAGAUAUAAAGGAAAUGGCUUUAAUCAAUACCAUAAACAAAUUAAAGGCCGAGAAUAAUUUUUUGACAAAGAGCAUGGAACAAAUACGACAAGAGAUGGCCAUGUUUAGAGCGUCACAGGAAGAAAUGAGACUGCAAAUGUCACCACGACAACAUGGUCACUCGCAGCAGCAACAACAACAGCAGCAGCAGCAGCAAGUACUACCACAACCACCACGCCAAAAUAUUGCACCUGCCCCUCCUCAACAGUUUUCUAAGCGCCACUCAAGCAAUUCAUCAUCAUCGUCGUAUUCGCAACUUUCACUUCAACCCACACAACAACAACAACAACAACAACAACAGCAACAGUAUUAUGCAAAUCUCAAUGCUGUUCUGAACCCAUCACCACUGAACAAUAUUUCACCAACUGGCUCGUCUUAUUCAUUGCAACAAAUCUCACCAGCACCGUCUGCAGACCUGCCUCCUACUGGCACGACAAGAAAUGGUUACCAAAUUCGCAACACAAUGAGUCGAAACAAUAGCAGUAACAGCAACAGCACUCAGCAUACAUUGACACCAAUAUCCAACAACAAUACCCCUGACAAAAUUUAUUCAACUUCCAAUACUAGUAACAACAACGACAACAAUGGUGGUGGUGCAGUUGGCUCAUCUGAAUUCGAUUGUGGUGUAUGUAUCAAGGACGAGUGUUUGUGUGAAUCAGUGGGAUUAAAGGAACCUCGCAAGACUGACGCUGAGCGUGAGUUAGAGAAUCAAAUAAAUUCAAUAAAGCCGCAACCUGCUGUAACGCUUCGUCGAAAGAGAAAGGCUCAAAGUAUAGAGGAUGUUGAAGAAAUUGAUUUCACAAGACAAUUUGCCACUAAAGCUAAACCGAUGCCUGAUUUAAAUAAGCUACGAAAACAUGAUCAGAAGCUGAACACCACAGUUGCUUCAACAACUAAUCACAAUCAUCACCAGCACAUUCAAUCCCGAUCCAAAUCAAUAGAUAAGAUUGACAAUUCAGAUUUCAAUGAAGAUUCACCAAUGGAAAAUUGCGGUUUUUGUUCAGAUGAUACUCCAUGUGUAUGUCGUGAGGCAGCCAAAGAAGCAGCUAGACUCAAUGCUUCAUUGAAUGGACCAGACAGUGUCAUUGUUGAAGAAGAAGAGGACGAAGAACAGGAAGAAGGAAUGAAUGGACAAGGCAAUGACCAUAACACCUUACCACCAUUGCAAUUCAACUUGACUAGUAACAAUAGCAACACCAAAAUGGCUCUUCCUGUAAUGCAUCCAGGUCCAUCAGUUGAAAUUCGUGAUAUAACUAAUUUGACACCAGGUGCCGUGCCCACAGUGAUACCAAGACCAAACCAGUCCUCUUCAGAUUCACCAUCAUCAUCAUCAUCGUCACAACAACAACAACAAAUGGAAGAGAAUGGCAACUCGAAUGAGGAUUCCGCUGGCGGAUGUACAGGAAACCCCGGUACUUGUAGACAAUGCCAAAUGGACCCAAUGUCUACAUUGUUUUGUACUACAGUUGCUUCCAAGAGCAAUGAUUCUUCAAUACGAUCCAACUUAUCGAGAACCAAUUCGAGAGCAUCACUACUGUUGAAUUUUGGGCCCGGUACACCUGGCGCUAGCAGCAACAAUAACGGGAACAAUAAUAGCAACAAUGCGCCCAGUCCCAUCCCACCACCAUUACUUGCAUCCAAUAGCUCAAAUAAUAUCGCCGCUAGCCCUGGUGCUUCUGGUCUCAACGCAUUUACGGCACUUUUACCAUCCACUCCUGGAUCUGGAUCUGGAUCUAACAACAAUGAUGGUGCUAGUGGAAGUGGCGGUGGUAUGUUUAUACCUUGUGCCGAUGCGUACAAGACAUUAUCACGUCACAAGAAAUUCAAUAGCGUCGAUUUCAGUACAUUGGUUGGUAAGUUGACUACUAGGGGUAUGCAAGUUGAAGUUCAAUCAGUUGCCAAUGUGUUGCGGGAGCUAGAUCGAAGGUUGUACAAUUGA
Messenger RNA from Lodderomyces parapsilosis, 2382 nucleotides. RefSeq names its product Hap43p (gene HAP43). Gene Ontology annotation, molecular function: transcription cis-regulatory region binding; DNA-binding transcription activator activity, RNA polymerase II-specific. Gene Ontology annotation, cellular component: RNA polymerase II transcription regulator complex; nucleus. NCBI's taxonomy places the organism in Eukaryota, Fungi, Ascomycota, Pichiomycetes, Serinales, Debaryomycetaceae. The record is from RefSeq and is a predicted model, not a curated record. The coding region runs from base 1 to 2382 and encodes 793 amino acids. The transcript has a single exon.